Molecule: messenger RNA, 2331 nt
Organism: Syngnathoides biaculeatus (alligator pipefish)
Lineage: Eukaryota; Metazoa; Chordata; Actinopteri; Syngnathiformes; Syngnathidae
Product: gremlin-1-like
Exons: 2
Coding region: 652-1206 (184 amino acids)
Biological process (GO): animal organ morphogenesis
Molecular function (GO): BMP binding; receptor ligand activity
Source: RefSeq, a predicted model, not a curated record
UCUAAAGCCAUUUUCAUGACAAAUUCAUCUUUAAGAAAACUUAAUGUAUAAGUGGAACUGUCCAUCCAUUUUCUUUGACGCUUAUCCUCACGAGAACACAGCGUAUGCAUUUUGAACUUGAACAUUAUGUGGUUUAGUUUACUCCCAGUGAAGCAAAUGUCUUCCCGUGACGUAUUCAGGUGUCAGUUUCCUUGGACCUUGUGAUGCGUUUGGUUUUUACUCCCCUCCGUGUCCCUGUGAUGCGUUUAGAAGUGCUGCUUUCCUUAGUCCCAAGGGUUACGUUCAAGCGUCUUCUCUUCCUCGGCCCUCAGCCUCCUUGAUGCAUUCAAUUGUCCUGCCCUCUUUGGUCCAUGUGACGCAUUGGAGCGUUUAAGGGGCGGAUAAGAGUUUGUCCGUAUCUUUCUUAGCCAAUAAUGUGGAGGGAAGUGUUGUUCAAGUCUCAGCUGGCAAACAUUUAAAGGGGAGACAGUACGGCGCUGGAGCAAUUUCUAUGAAAGCCCGUACGUGCCCCCCAGCCCCCUCAGGUCUAUGGAGGACUUGGUCUCUCACUUUGCCACGGUCCCCGCAGUUUACAGUCGGCAGUGAUCGUGGGUGCCUGCCCACGGAAGGUGCUAUUGAGAAGUGACGGGAUUCGAACAUCAGGAUUGCAGGAUGUCCAAGUCGACGCGCAUGUUCUGCAGCGUGCUGUUGAUCCUCGGCGUGCUGUCCUCCCCCGGGGAGUUCAAAAGGAACCGAGGCUCCCAGGGCGCCAUCCCUCAUCCCGACAAGAGCAGCCCCAACGAGUCGGAGCGGCAGCGUCGACCCCCGCAGCCGGGCUCCGGCUCCGGCCCCCGCCAGAGGCAGGCUUCGUCCUCCCCGGCCGACGAGGUUCUGGAGUCCAGCCAGGAGGCUUUACACGUGACCGAGCGUCAGUAUUUGAAACGGGACUGGUGCAAGACGCAGCCCCUCAAGCAGACCAUCCACGAGGAGGGCUGCGUGAGCCGCACCAUCAUCAACCGCUUCUGCUAUGGCCAGUGCAACUCCUUCUACAUCCCCAGGCACAUCCGCAGGGAGGAGGGCGCCUUCCAGUCGUGCUCCUUCUGCAAACCCAAGCGCUUUACCACCAUGACUUUCACCUUGAACUGUCCCGAUCUGCAGCCUCCCACCAAGAAGAAACGCAUCCAGCGCGUAAAACAGUGCCGCUGUAUCUCCAUAGACUUGGACUAGAGGCCUGCACUGCACUCCAGUCAAGCAGAACCAUAAGACAGGCGUCUGAGGUGCGAAAAAAAAAAAAAAAAAAACAUUUACCUAUCACACGCACAAACCCUCCACGAAAAAAAACAAAACUUUUUGACGUGAAUGAUGCUUUUUUUUUUUUUUUUUCGGAGGGGGGGGGUUUCUGGCAGGUGUGGGAGAUUGUGAGGGUUAUCUUUUUGGGUAAGUUUGCAACAUUUUGGGGCUUGUGUGAGAGGUGCGUUAAUUUUGGGUGAAUGUCUUAGUGUCAGUUUUUGGAGCAUGAGAUGUUUUUUUUUGUUUUUUUUUCAGAGGGUGGGGGUGGUAUUAAAAGGUUGUAUGAGUGUUAAUUUUUUGAUGUGUGAGUUCUUUCCAACAAUUUUUUUUUUUUUUUUGGUGAGUGUUAGAGAUUAUUUGGUGCGCACAAUUUUUUCCGGGGCCUGGGGGUUCUAAAACAUUUUAGUGCAUGUAAGAGUUUAAGGUGAACGCAAAAGGUUAUUUGAUGUGUGCCUUGUUUUUUUGUGUGAGUGAGAAGUGUUCAGUGUGUGUGAGAGGUACAUGUUAUUUUUGACCUUCACUGCAGUUCAUAUUUCUUCACAUCCUCUUACUUUUCUUUUGUUGAGUGAAGAGAGAAGCCACUGUGCUUUUAUCUCCAAUUUGGAGAAAUUUCCAUCAGUUCUUCUCUCGUCUCCUUUCACACAACAAAUAUGGAAUGUAUAAUUGCAAAGGAUAUUUUUUACCUGCACAGUUUUGAGACGUCUGAUAAUGGAGGAAAUUCACUGCACGUUAGUCCGCAUGUUUUAUGCACAACUUCCUCACUUUGCCUUAUUUAAGAAAACACUCAAACAUUAAGUUUGUCUUUUAUGUUUCCACUGUGUGGAGUUGGGAGAGUGAAACGGAGCAUUUGUAAAUGGAAAAUGUUUUUUUUAACUUCUAUUUUAUUUUGACAGUUCACGAAUCUUUUUAAGUUAACCUUAAUGUGAAAAUUUCAUUUUUUUCUUUUUUGGUUAGUUGGAUACGUACAAGACAACAUAUAUUUGUGGUUUGUGCCCAAUGAAGAUUAAAUAUGUAGCUGUUACAUGUAAAGGAUGUUUGGUGUAACGGUACUCAUUAAGUUAU